AUGGCAUCCAGCACAUCCAACGCACCAAAAAGCCAAGCCCAGUCCGAGCCGCCAAACCCCCAAGAGCAGUCCCCAGACACCCAGCAGCAGUCCUCCCCAGCCACCCAAGCACCACUUCCCCUGCCCGAGCCUUCCUCCGCCGCAACCCAGAUCAGCGUCAACGGCGAGGGCGUCAAGCUGGACCACCUUGGCCCGCUUGUUGUCAACAAGGACGGUUCGCUGUCGCGCAUCGCGAACUGGGAUAGUAUGGCCGAGAUCGAGAGGCAGAACACACUGCGGAUCUUGGGGAAGCGGAAUCAGCUGCGGCUGGGGGGGCUGAGGGGGGAUGGCAAGGAGUCAUAG
Molecule: messenger RNA, 342 nt
Organism: Boeremia exigua
Lineage: Eukaryota; Fungi; Ascomycota; Dothideomycetes; Pleosporales; Didymellaceae
Exons: 1
Coding region: 1-342 (113 amino acids)
Source: RefSeq, a predicted model, not a curated record